CCUUUUCAAAGGCUGCGACAAACUCCCAUUGGCAGCAAUCGAUUUCUCAUCGUCGACUUUGGUUGGUAGUGGGUUGAAACUCCGUACGGUUAAGGUGUAUGUCUGUGUGACGAUGUUCCCAGUUUAAUAUCGUCUUCAGUUUCUCGGUAUAACCAAUUUGGUGGGGCUGCUGUGGUGUGUGCAGUAAAAGGCAGCCAUGGGGUCGUUAUUUCGGAGUGAAGAGAUGGCCUUAUGCCAGCUCUUCCUCCAGAGUGAAUCUGCAUACACGUGUGUGUCAGAGCUUGGCGAGCUUGGGUUGGUGCAGUUCAGAGAUUUAAAUCCUGACGUAAAUGCAUUUCAACGCAAGUUUGUUAACGAAGUACGAAGGUGUGAUGAGAUGGAGCGGAAGCUACGUUAUCUUGAGCGUGAGAUCCGGAAGGAUGGAAUUCCGGUGCUCGAUACAGGUGAAAAUCCUGAGGCACCAAUGCCAAGGGAAAUGAUUGAUCUAGAGGCAACUUUUGAGAAACUUGAAAAUGAACUUAAAGAAGUAAAUAGCAAUGCUGAGGCCCUCAAACGAAAUUAUCUUGAGUUAACAGAACUAAAACAUAUCUUAAAGAAAACUCAAGCUUUCUUUGAUGAGGCCAUGUAUCCCCCAAACCUUCCUUACGACCAAGAUGUCUAUUUUGACGAUGAUGAGCGAGUAAACCUCCUGACCGACCCAGCGCUUCACAACCUCAAACACAUUGGAUUUGUUGCUGGUGUCAUUUUGCGAGAAAGAAUCCCAGCUUUUGAGCGGAUGCUGUGGAGGGCUUGUAGAGGAAAUGUGUUUUUGCGUCAAGCCAUAAUAGAAGAUCCGCUUGAAGAUCCAGUAACGGGUGAGCAAGUAUACAAGUCUGUGUUCAUCAUCUUUUUCCAAGGAGAUCAAUUAAAGAUGCGUGUUAAAAAGAUCUGUGAAGGAUUUCGUGCUACCAUGUACCCUUGCCCUGAGGCUCCUGCUGAUAGACGAGAAAUGGCAAUGGGUGUGAAAACACGCUUGGAUGAUCUAAACACUGUUUUGAGCCAAACCCAAGAUCACCGUCAUCGGGUAUUAGUGUCGGCAGCUCGUAACAUUCGUGCCUGGAUGAUGAAAGUAUGGAAAAUAAAAAGCAUUUAUUAUACAUUGAAUAUGUUUAACCUGGAUGUUAUCCAAAAUGGAUUGAUUGCUGAGUGCUGGAUCCCUGUUGUAAAUCUUGAGGAUGUUCAGCUGGCUCUGCGUCGUGGCACUGAGAAAAGUGGAAGUUUGCCAGCAAUUUUGAACCGACUGAACACUAUAGAGGCGCCACCUACAUUUCAUCGCACAAACAAGUUUACCAAAGCUUUUCAAGCUCUAAUUGAUUCAUAUGGUGUUGCUACUUACCGUGAGAUUAAUCCAGCUCCUUAUACUAUUAUUACUUUCCCGUUUUUGUUUGCCAUUAUGUUCGGAGACUUUGGACAUGGCAUGAUCAUGGCCCUCUUUGGUGCAUGGAUGGUUUGGCGAGAGAAACCAUUAUCUGCUAAGAAGACUGAUAAUGAGAUUUGGAAUAUUUUCUUCGGUGGGCGUUAUAUAAUUCUCUUGAUGGGGGCUUUCUCCAUGUAUACUGGCUUGGUUUAUAAUGAUGUAUUUUCCAAAGCACUCAACAUCUUUGGCUCCUCAUGGCAUGGAAGAUAUAAUGAGUCUACACUGAAAACUAACAAAGAGCUCACCUUAGAUCCAGGCGAUCCUGAAAUGUAUGAUCAAUAUCCAUACCCAUUUGGGUUGGAUCCAAUGUGGCAGAUUUCAACCAACAAGAUUAAUUACUACAAUUCAUACAAAAUGAAGAUCUCCAUCAUUUUUGGCAUUAUCCACAUGAUGUUUGGUGUCAUUCUUAGUGUUUCAAAUUACAAGUUUUUCAACAAACAUGUUAGCAUAUACUGUGAAUUCAUACCCCAGGUGAUAUUCCUAUGCUCUCUCUUUGGAUAUCUGGUCCUUCUGGUGUUUCAUAAGUGGGUGUGGUAUGGUGCAAAUGGUACGAUUGAUGUUUCCCCCAGCUGUGCACCAUCUAUACUUAUAACAUUUAUCAAUAUGGUGCUGAUGAAGGGAUAUGAGACUCAAGCGGAAGGUGACCCAUGUUCCCCCUACAUGUAUGGAGGGCAGUUUGGAUUCCAGCGAUUCUUGGUUGUCAUUGCUGUCAUUUGUGUGCCCUGGAUGCUCUGUGCAAAACCAUAUCUCUUUUAUCGUAACAACAAACGCAAACAGUUGGUAAUGCAAGCUAAUGGUGGAGAAGGUGUCAUUGAAGAAGGUGGUGAAGUGGCUGCUGCUGCACCUGGACCACCAGAAGAGCACGACAUGAGUGAAAUGAUGAUUCACCAGGGAAUACAUACCAUUGAAUAUGUACUUGGAUCUGUAUCACAUACUGCAUCGUAUCUUCGGUUAUGGGCCCUGUCCUUGGCCCAUGCUCAGCUAAGUGAGGUGUUAUGGUCAAUGGUAUUAAGCAUUGGUUUAAAAUCUGGUGGUGAGGGUGGAGGAGGAGGAAUUGUCAUGUACUUCAUCUUUGCUGCUUGGGCAUCUCUGACACUGGCUAUCCUUGUACUUAUGGAGGGUCUGUCGGCUUUCCUUCACACACUUCGACUUCACUGGGUAGAGUUCCAGAGUAAAUUCUAUGGUGGGACUGGUUAUCCAUUUGUUCCAUUUGCCUUUGAAACCAUCCUGGACCAAGCUGAGAAUGCUAUUGUGGAGGCAUAAGUAAUGAAAAAUGGAAGAGUAGCUCUCAAUCGGUAACCGAUUCAUGAAACUUAAAACACUACUGCUUUUUAAAAUCAGUGGAAAUUAAGCGAAAGGGUUUUUUUUUUUUAUUUAGUCUUAUGUAAACUAACCAAGUUUUAUGUUCCUAGUAAUGUAUGACCUAGUCUGUAUGCAGAGAAUGCACAAGAAAACUUAAAAAAUUAUACAUACCAAACUUCAACCAACAAUAAAUGCCAAGGUUGGGAAUAUAUCAAUAUAGGAAAUUUGAUUACUCUUUAUCAUUACCAGUGUAUUCAGUAAUAAAGAUUUUUAAAGCAUUGGAAGUUAUUAGCUAAAAUUAGAUGGAAUUUUUUCAGCCAGGUCAAGAGGUCUGGUUAGUCUACUUACUAAUAAUAAUAAUACUGUAUUUUAUCCCCACUCUGUAUUCAUGUGUCAUAGCUUUGCUUUAGUAGAUAACAAAUGCCAAGAAGUAUCAAAGUAUUUAUUUUAGCAAGAGGUAGGAGAAAAAUUCCAAAACAUGUUCUCCCAAAGUUUUUUAUUGCUGAAAGAUCAAGUUUUUAGUAGCGUAAUGCUGUGUGUUUUAGCAAUGUGUAUGUGAUUGGUGAUGAAGUUUUACUGGGUGGUGAUAUAUCGGUCUCACAAGCCUCCAUGCAAUAAAAAUUUAGGUGGAAUUAGUAUUGAAUUUAUAUGAAUUUUGCUUAUUCAAAAACUAAAUACUAUCAGCAAAAGUAUAUUCCGCAGUGAUGAAGGUAUAUUAUGUAUGCAUGUAUAUAAAUAUUUGUGUAUGUAUACUAAUUAUCAUCAAAUUUGUUGGUCAAUUUGCCUCCCCUUUUGACUUCGGAACUGGCAUUUAGCCAAGAGCCUUUUGCAUGUAUGGCCAACAUCUGUUAACAUAACAGUGCUGGAAAAUAUUAAAUGAUUGUUUGUUAUAUAUACUAAAUAGUAAUUGUCUUUCUACAGACCUGAACUAUGCCAGUCAAACUAAUACAGAGGUGUUAUUCCAAGGAAAGGCAUUUCGAGUAUGUAUAGGAAAAAGAAAGCAAAAAUAUGAAUAAACAACAAAAUACUUAAAGGAUUGCUGAAUGUGCAAGAAGCUUCUGAAUUGCUUAAGAGUAAUGAGUUUUCUAGUUAAACUACAGAAUAAAAAUGAUUAAAAUUGAGUAAAGCAAUGCUGGCCCCCAUGAGAGGAGCAUCAGCAAAUAGGGUGAGGUAAUUAAUGUAAGACCUGCUGGAAAAUUAGAAAUUUCCAGAAUAGUAGUAGAUUAGUAAAACAGCUCCUCUUAACAAAGGAGAGAGAAGAUGAUUUAAUAGUAGGCUAAUGUCUUAGGUCUAUUAUAUUGGUUAGGGAAGGUUUGCAUUCACUACUCUAAGAUCUCAAUGCAGCUUUGCCCAAAGGAUACUGCCUUGUCAGGAGGGCAGCACUGCUAAGCUAUUCAUCGCCUCAGAUGAGCAACUACUUUUCUUUGUAAGUAAUGUUUAAAAGAUUGGGUAGAAAAUCAAGUAAAGACCGGGGUAGGCCAUUUGAAGAUCCAUUGUGGCAUUAAGUCAAGACUGAACCACAGGGAUAACAUGAAUAUGCUUUUCCUAGGCUAAAGGACAAGAUGUACCAUGUCAUAUUAUUGUCUCAGUUCUUGGCACACUUUUAUAGCGUUCUAGUAGUGGGUUAAAUUGUUAAAUAUAUAAGCAUGCGAGAUUUUGGUAUGGAAUGACAUCAUGCAAAAUGCUUCGCCAAAGGUUCUGAUGUCGUCCAUAGAAAAAAAACUUUAAAACAAAAUUAACCACAUUUUGACCUAGGAUAGCAUUGGGAUGACAUCAGGUUUUGAGGAUUGGUUCAACUCUCAUAGUUUAUAAUUGUAUUAUAAAUCUUUGUUUUUAAGUAUAUAUUUUUGAAGAGGAUUGUUUCUGGCUAACUUCAGUACAUCAUUGUAACUUUAUAAUUUUUGUUUUACAAUUUCAAAGACAUCAAAUUAGUAAAAAUAAAAUUAUUUGGUUUCAGAAUUUCUUAAUAACAGCAUUUUGUCAUGUAAGAUGUUAGCCAGUAUUGACUGUGUAUCUCCUACAGUUGUGUUCAGGUACUUUAUCAAUUACUUCUGUUUCAGAAGAUGUUUAGCAUUGUUUUAACUUUUUAUUUGUGCUGAACUUCAGCAAAAAACUCAAAUUAGUCUUUUAUUGUUUUAAUUCCAAGUUAUUUAAGAAAAGAAGUUGAAUAGUUAGUCAAGUUAUAUUUACUGACUGUUGAAUCUCAUUCUGUAUGAAUUAAUUUUUCAGGCAAUACAAAUGAACUACAUUAUAAGUGAUCAUAAUUAAGGAUGAAGCAUCAAAUUUUUUAAUUAACUCUACUUUCAUUCAAUUAGUGUAGGUUCAAUAUUUCUAUUCAGUAACUGUUAUCUUUCGAGUGAGUGUCAAGCUGUAUAGUAUACUGUAAUUGCUUUUAAUUUUAUUUUAUUGGCUGUUAAAAAUUGACUUUAUUUGCCACUUUAAAAUAAAUUAUUUAGAAAA
This is a messenger RNA of Macrobrachium nipponense, 5218 nucleotides long. RefSeq names its product V-type proton ATPase 116 kDa subunit a 1-like. NCBI's taxonomy places the organism in Eukaryota, Metazoa, Arthropoda, Malacostraca, Decapoda, Palaemonidae. Gene Ontology annotation, cellular component: plasma membrane; vacuolar proton-transporting V-type ATPase complex; vacuolar proton-transporting V-type ATPase, V0 domain. Bases 197 to 2719 code for a protein of 840 amino acids. The transcript is spliced from 17 exons. The record is from RefSeq and is a predicted model, not a curated record. Gene Ontology annotation, biological process: vacuolar acidification; proton transmembrane transport. Gene Ontology annotation, molecular function: ATPase binding; proton-transporting ATPase activity, rotational mechanism.